AUGGUUCACUCGUCUGUUUUAUACCACAAUGAAAACCAGACAGUGCUCCUCCUUGAUCUGCCUCGUUCAAUCGAGGAAGCUCAACUUCUUCCAAGCGAGCUUGAUGAUGGCGCGCUAACUCCGGCGAAGCGCCGGUUCCUGAUCUCAGCAGAACCUCCAUCAUCUCCGUUUUCGACUCCGGAGCCCAAAUCGAAAUUGCUGUCAUCCGCGGCCAGCGCCGCCCCGACUGCUUCCGCUCAAAUAGCAGAGUUGAUGACUCGUUCUGCUGCUGAAUCGGCCCUGGAAUACAUUCAACGCUCUUAUGCCGGUGAAUGGUGUUUACCGCGUCACGGUCCGCCGAAAAGAGAUUGCUCAACGACAAUCAACCACAAUGGGAAGCGGGGUUUCGAUGGAGAGAUUGCCAGCGAAGAGAUUGGUGAGGUCGAGGACGAAGUCAAAGGACGUGACGAUGUCUCUGGUGAGACGCCGCCAAACCACUCCCAUUACAUCAUCCCAACGGCAUCUCAUUACCUGCUUGGCACGGUGAGGUCUCAGCGAUCUCAGUUUCUUGCGACAGCGCCGCCCAAGUUUGACCUGAUCCUCAUGGACCCGCCUUGGCCCAACCGCUCCGCAAAGAGGAAAAGGGGCAGCUACCAGCCCGUUCGUGACACGGACUCUAUAAAGGACCUCCUCUCCCAGAUUCCUGUCGCAUCGCACCUGUCCGAGGAUGGUCUCGUUGCUGUGUGGGUUACGAACUCGGCGCGAGCUGCUGAGCUUCUCACAUGCCCGAAGGGCAUCUUUGAUGAGUGGCAAGUCGAACUGGUGGGCGAGUGGAUCUGGCUCAAGGUGACCACGGGCGGAGAGCCCAUUGUGAGUCUCGACUCGGCUUGGAGGAAACCAUGGGAACGGCUUCUUCUCGCUAGGAAACGUGGGACCGCUGGACCGGACGUCAAGAAACGAAGCCCUAUAGAGACUAAGGUUAUCGUAACGGUGCCGGACAUCCAUUCCAGGAAACCAAAUCUUCGAGGUUUGUUCGUGGACCUUCUACCACCCAACUAUCAAGCUUUGGAAUUAUUUGCCAGAAACUUGACGGCAGGUUGGUGGAGCUGGGGUGACCAGUGCCUGCUUUUCCAACACCGAAGCCGUUGGAUAGACGUCGUCUCGGAUGAAGAGCGCGAAGAAGGUCUGUCCGUUCCUCCAAAAGAAAGGUGA
Sordaria macrospora k-hell is the source of this 1191-nucleotide messenger RNA. RefSeq lists its product as uncharacterized. Gene Ontology annotation, cellular component: nucleus. NCBI's taxonomy places the organism in Eukaryota, Fungi, Ascomycota, Sordariomycetes, Sordariales, Sordariaceae. The record is from RefSeq and is a predicted model, not a curated record. Gene Ontology annotation, molecular function: methyltransferase activity; nucleic acid binding. Gene Ontology annotation, biological process: methylation.